AUGCCAGCUCCCCCUAAACCAUGGGAGCAGAAAAGUGCUACAGAAGUAGCAAGUCCACUAUCAGCUUCCUCGAAUAGUGCGCCUGAAGCUGCACCUGCUUUGCCAGAACAGCCUGCGUCCCUGCGAUCUGGCAUGGACGCCACAACAACAGGUGGUAUGAAUGCUAAUCGCGGCUAUAUGAGCGGCUAUGGUGGCUAUGGAAGUAUGGGCGGCUAUGGUGCAUACGGUGGCCUGGGUGGCUACGGUGGCUAUGGUAGUGCCUAUGGCUCGCCAUAUUCUCGAUACGGUGGCUAUGGCGGCAUGGGCUACGGAGGCAUGGGCUAUGGCGGCAUGGGCUACGGAGGUAUGGGGUACGGCGGCAUGGGCUAUGGAGGUAUGGGAUAUGGUGGCAUGGGUUUUGGCCAGCCAGGUGAAAACUCGUUAACCCAGCGCAUGGAGAGUGGCACUCAGGCCACAUUUGAGCUGAUUUCAUCGAUCGUGGCCACUUUCGGUGGAUUCGCUCAGAUGCUUGAGUCUACAUUCAUGGCGACACACUCGAGCUUUUUCGCUAUGGUCGGUGUGGCAGAUCAAUUUGCGCAUCUCCGCAACUACCUCGGUGAAGUGCUCAGUAUUUUUGCCUUGGCCCGGCAAAUCAAAAAUCUCUACCUUCGCAUGAUAGGACGACGCCCUGUGCAUGGCAUCGAUGCAAAGAAUUUUGGUGAAUUCAAGCGCGUUGGUGGUGCCAAGCCACAGCCCAGCAAGCGUCCGCUUGCGCUUUUCUUCCUUGCCGUCAUCGGCCUGCCAUACUUGAUGGGCAAAGUCGUCAAGUUGAUUACCGCUAAGCAGGAAGAGGAGCGUGCACGUCUCUCCAAGCAAGCUGCUGAAGCUGGUACGAGUUUACAAAUGUUGCAGGAUGCACAAGGUGCUGCUGCGCUCGAUCCAAGCAAGCUAACCUUUGUGCGCGCCCGCUUUGCCUACACCGCAACUGACAAUCUCGAGCUCAGUCUGAGGCAAAAUGAGAUUAUCGCAGUACUGAGUAAGACAGAUCCUCAGACUGGCGAAGAGAGUCAAUGGUGGCGCGGGCGAACGCGUGACGGACGUAUCGGAUGGUUCCCCAGCACCUAUGUCGAGACGUUAGAACAGGCACGAGACCGCGCCACGAAAUCGGCACCUAAGCCUGCCAUUGAGGCAAGCACAACCUCGCCACAGGCGCAACAUACCAAGAUCGUGGCAUCCAAAACAUCCACCCAGUAA
Malassezia restricta is the source of this 1233-nucleotide messenger RNA. Its product is annotated as peroxin-13. The record is from RefSeq and is a predicted model, not a curated record. Gene Ontology annotation, cellular component: peroxisomal membrane; peroxisomal importomer complex; peroxisome. Gene Ontology annotation, biological process: protein import into peroxisome matrix, docking. Lineage: Eukaryota; Fungi; Basidiomycota; Malasseziomycetes; Malasseziales; Malasseziaceae. The transcript is spliced from 2 exons. Gene Ontology annotation, molecular function: protein binding. The coding region runs from base 1 to 1233 and encodes 410 amino acids.